Molecule: messenger RNA, 1344 nt
Organism: Prunus mume (Japanese apricot)
Lineage: Eukaryota; Viridiplantae; Streptophyta; Magnoliopsida; Rosales; Rosaceae
Source: RefSeq, a predicted model, not a curated record
AUGGACGACGAAGAGAACCAAGCUCCACAGCUGGAGAACCAGGCUCCACAGCCGGAGAACCAGGCUCAUCCACGGCGAGAGAAUCCGUCGAGACUCAUCCUUCAGAGGUUUACGUACUGCAUGAGAGCUAUACAGGGAGCACUUCUAGUUGCAUCUGUUUUUCAGAUUCUUAUUGCAGUGUUCCUUAUGCCGACUUUUGGGAGACUUCUGAGCCCUCUCACCACUAUACCUCUAGUGACCCUAGUUGGACUUGGCAUGUUUGUUUAUGGGUUCCCUCAGCUGGGCACGUGUGCUGUAGUCGGAGUGCCAACAUUGUUGGUGCUGUUUUUCAUAUCACAGUGUCUCCCGCACAUUGUCUCGAUAUCUAGAGAGGAACCGUUUAACAGAUUUAGGUUUCUUCGAUACUGGAGGUUGAACCCAAAUCAAAUUCAGCGAUAUGCACUGCUGUUUUUAGUACCCUUUGCAUGGCCAUUUGCAGCAGUUUUGUCUGUUGCAUAUGGUCAUACUCAUAGCAUUUGCCGGGUUCAUCUGUCUGGACUUUUCAGCGGUGCUCAUGGGCUAUGGAUUCCAAAUCCAUUUCAAUGGGGUUCUCCCACUCUUGAUGUUGGAGAUGCAGUUGCAAUGAUGAUGGCUGUUUUUGUUGCCACAUUUGAGUCUACAGGGACUUUUCUUAUGGCCUCGAGGUACGGGUUGGCCACCCCUCCCCCACCUUUCGUUCUUAGACGAGGAGCUAUAUGCCAGGGAAUAGGCACGUUACUGGGUGGAGUUUUUGGAGUAGGGACUGGCUCUACAGCACUAGUUGAAAAUGCGGGGCUAUUAGGAUUGACUCGGUACGGAAGCAGGCGAGCCGUACAAAUUGCAGCUGCCAUUAUGAUUUUAUUCUCUAUAUUAGGAAAAUUUGCAGCAUUUCUUGCUUCCUUAUCAUUGCCACUUGUAGGAGCAGUGUAUUGUCUGCUAUACUCCUACGUGGUUUCUGGUGGUAUGAGCUUCAUCCAAUUUUGCAACCCAAAUAGCAUUAGAGUUCACUUCAUAGUAGGCUCUUCACUGUUUUUAGGCAUUGCUGUGCCAUCGUACUGGCAUGAGUCUCUCCUGCCUUCUGGAGUAGGAUCCUCAUGGUGGAGCUGCACUAUACAGGUAUUUUGCUCAUCUUCAGCAUUAGGUGCAGCAGCUGCUAUCGCCAUGGAUUACAUCGUGACUCUGGGAGACCAGGCAUUGCGUGUAGAUAGUGGAAGAGAUUGGUGGGCGCCUCUGAGGAACAACGCAGAUAGUGAUACGGCUUCGUUCUAUGCCUUCCCUAAAAAGGUGGUGAAUUUACUACCGUCCUUAAAAUUGGAGGGUGAAUGA